Messenger RNA from Theileria equi strain WA, 814 nucleotides. RefSeq lists its product as hypothetical. Bases 242 to 718 code for a protein of 158 amino acids. The record is from RefSeq and is a predicted model, not a curated record. The transcript has a single exon. NCBI's taxonomy places the organism in Eukaryota, Apicomplexa, Aconoidasida, Piroplasmida, Theileriidae.
UUAUCUCCACAGUAUUAUUAAAAGAUCAAAGAUAUCCUGUAGAUAACUUGUAUCUCUGACUUGUUUAGACUCUUAGUCUUUCUUUUCCUUACUCUACUUUCUCUGUUACACACAGUCUGUGUAUUAUAUCUGUAGAUAAUACAAGUGCAUGUUUGUUGAUCUUUCUUGGUUCAAUCACUUAUAACGACUCUUUGUUUACACUGGGGCUCUGAUAUUCCUUUAAUAUCUCUAGACCAAAGCAAUGAAGGUUAUUGCAGUACUAUGGACUGUGUGUUUGGUAAGACUAUGCAGUGCAGGAUGUUGUGGCUGUUUUGGAAGAAGUAACGGGAGUAGCGUUACUUUAGAUCUUUCUUGCCCUGAUGAAUCCAAGGUAAAGAUGACAACGAAUAAUGACAAGGGACUAGAGUCUAAGGAAUAUUCUCCAAAGAGUGGUUCCAAAAUAAAGUCUGUUGUUGAUAAUGGAGCUACUAUUUGGGAUUCCUGUAGGAUCUCAAGUGAACAGUGCCUAUUUGCAACAUUAUCGAAAAAGGGAGAGUCAUCUCUACUUCUAAUCGCUACUAGAAAUGCUGUUGAGAAGAAGUACUUUGAAAAGUGUGAUGAGAAGUGGAAGAAGAUCGAUAAGAAGGAUGAUUAUGAAAAGAAACUAAAUGAGAUGAGGGGAGAAUCUGGAUCACCAUCUCCUAAUCCUUCUACUACUCCAUCUACUUCCUCUAAAUAGUGACUCUUUGUGACUCCUCAUGGACAAUAAACGCAAUGCAGUUCCAUAAUUCGGUAUCUUGCUCAUGCUCCGUUAGAGGGAGUGUACAUGCUUAAU